Trichoderma aggressivum f. europaeum is the source of this 882-nucleotide messenger RNA. RefSeq lists its product as uncharacterized. The coding region runs from base 1 to 882 and encodes 293 amino acids. The record is from RefSeq and is a predicted model, not a curated record. The transcript has 2 exons. Lineage: Eukaryota; Fungi; Ascomycota; Sordariomycetes; Hypocreales; Hypocreaceae.
AUGGGGAAUCAGUCCCAGCACAGCCUUGACGGACGAGGAGGAGAUGGCGAGGGGCAGCGUAGCCGUUCAACCACCGCCACGAGAAGCGAAAUCGAGUCCGAAUAUUACCGUGACGGCAGAGGCAGAGGCAGAGGCUACUCCAACCGAACAGGCCGGGAUCGCACUUCCGUAUUCCAGCCAUCCGGGCCUACAUUUUUACGAGACUCUUCGAGAUCUCCCCCUCCGGUGACGAGGGAUACCAACCUCGACGCAUCGAGCACCACCAACAUACUCCAGAAGGCAGGAGAGUUUUACGAUUUUCGGUACGAUCAUGUCGCUCCACCAGCUCCGAUCCCAACCGCCACGAUUUGUGGACUGAGAGCCCGGAUAUUUUGGCUUGUACUGGGAAUUGUUGUGCUGCUUCUGGCGGUUGGAGUAGGAGUUGGCGUUGGCGUUGGACUUGGAGCGCAGAAACACAAGUCAAGUGCGGAACCAAGCCCUGCGACGACGUCUACCGGGUUACCACACACCUCGGCUUCAAUCCCGACCGCAACCUCGACUUCAAAGACGCCCUCUGCAACUAAAUCCCCCUCGUCUGAGUUGCUGUCCUGCCCGAGCAGCAACGGCACUCAAUAUAAUGUCCCUGACUCACAAAAGACCUUCCUACUCAUCUGCGGAAUAGAUUACAGCGGUGCGGAUGAAGCAGAAGAUUUGACCAGUGUAUAUACCGUUGGCAUGGAAGACUGCAUCACGAGCUGCGCCAACUAUCCUGGCUGCACGGGAUGUGGCUGGGGCAUCCUUGCAGGCGACGGCAGUUUGCACCGCUGUUGGCUGAAGGGAUCUCUGAGGAAGACACACAAGGACAAGACAGGUUGGUACUUUGCGACUUUGGAAGGGACAUGA